Molecule: messenger RNA, 2445 nt
Organism: Tetrahymena thermophila SB210
Lineage: Eukaryota; Ciliophora; Oligohymenophorea; Hymenostomatida; Tetrahymenidae
Exons: 1
Source: RefSeq, a predicted model, not a curated record
AUGGAAGAGUAAAAAGCAUUGCUAAAUAAAUAAAUAGAUUCACUAAAUGCAGAGAAGGUUGACCUCUAAAAAAAGCUUACUGAAGACAAUUAAAAAUUUACAACAGAAAAAACAAAUUUAAACAAUUAAAUUAACUCUCUAAAUAAUCAAUUAACACAAGAAAAAAACAAGGUAAAAGAUCUUACUACUUAAUUGGAAUCAGAAAAAAAAAAUUUAACUACUGAGAAAGGUAAAGUAGAGAGUCUGACAAAGAAAUCUUAAGAAGAAAAGAAAACUCUAACUAACUAAAUUACUAACCUUAAUACUGAACUUGAACAAUAAAAAGAGAAAGUAAAUCAUCUUGAAAAGCAAACAGAAGACUAAAAGAAAACUCUUAAUAACUAAAUUGACAAUCUUAAUAACUAACUCUUAUCAGAAAAAGAGAGAAUUGCUAAUUUUACAAAAGAGUUCUUGGAUGAAAAGAAAAUUCUGAUUAUCGUUUAAAAAGAAUUAGAAGUUGCAAAAUCUGAAAAAAAUACUCUGAUUGAGAAAAAUAAGCAAAUUUAGAAAAACUAAUAAGACUAAUAUGAUAAUUUAAAUGCAGAAUUAGAAAAAGUAAAUUAAGAAUUUAACGAUCUGCAGACAUAAUUAGAAGAUACCAAAAAAACUUUAUCAGAAAUUGAGAAAGAAAACUCAAAACUAAAAAGUCAAAAUGAUAAUAGUAUUGAGUAAGUAGAAUUAAAAUCAUCAGAAUAUAAAUAACUUGAAUAAAAAUGUCAUGAUACAUAAAGUUAAAAUGAUAAACUUUAAUAGGCAUUAGAUAGAAUUUCUAGAGAAUGCCAAGAAUUAAACUAACAAGUAAUCUAAUAGUAAGAAAGAAUUAAAUUAAUCACAGAAGAAAAGGAAAGAUUCUAGAAUCAACUUUAAGUGGUAUCUCGAGGACCAUAAAGCAUCAAAGAAUUUUAGACUGUUUCUUACAACCAAUAAAUAAACUUAUCUGAUCUCUUUAUGGAUAAACCAAAAAUCAAAGACUUUUUCAACUAUUAAUAUGAAGAAGGCAUGUAAAAAAAAACAGUAAGCUUAUUGUCAUACUCAAAAGGUUCAUCCUAAAUCCUAAGCUAGAUUUUAAAAAAGAAUAUCACUAAACAAAAAAACAAUGAAAAUGACCUCUUCAUCUAUAAUCACGAAGUUAACAAAAAACAAAGUUCCCUAUUUCUUAACACUAAAAAAAUGGGAUAACCAAUUACUUGCUAUAAAAGAAGUGAAAACAAUCAAUCAUUACAUUUCGAUGAAAAAGAAAUACAAAAUCGCUUAAUGAUUCAAAAUUUCUUAAUUGACUUGAUUUCAAAUAUUAGCGACAUCUAAAUCUUAAUUGUAAAUGAAGUUACUGAGCAAGAGUAAAAUUUGAUAAUGAAACUAAAAUAGGACUUUUUGUUAAGCAAACAAAUAAAUGAUUAAAAAUAACUAAUUAUCAUCCAUUUACUUACAAAGUAUGAUGAAAAGUAAAUUGAGUAAUAUUCAGAAAAAAUCCAAGGCUUCUUUAAAUUAACUGAAAUAUAUUAGGAAAACAAUUAAUACUUCAAAGAUUAAGAGUGCAAAAAUGUAUCUCAUUUUAUUGUAGGUAAUGAACAUCUAUAAGAAAAAGAAAAAUAUUUCGAUUUUCCUAUCAAUAAAAUAAGGAGGAUAAUUUUUGAAGAAGUGUUUAUUGAUGGAUACUCUCUCUAUGAUAGAAUUUAGGAAUUCUUAAAUUAAUAUUAUACAUUUUAUGUUCGAAUCUCCUAGAAGGAAACUGAUACUUAGCGCUAAAUGAUUGGGUAAGGCUAAGAAGAGUAGUUCUUAAAGUAGAAAGAUCAAGACAAAUCGUAUGAAUUUUCCAGCAAUUAAGAUAUUUAAAGCAAUUAAUAAAUUUAAGGCAAUUAAGAAAUUUAAAAACAUUAAGAAAUUUAAAGCAAUUAAGAAAUUUAAAACAAUUUAGAAAUUAUUCCUGAUAGCGAUUAAAUUAUAAAAUUAUUUAUUCAAAAUGAAAACGAUUUAAUUCUGGAUGAAGAGUUAUAUAAGUUUUAGGAAGUCAAAAACUACAAUUAUAAACUUCAAAAGAAAGCUAUAUCUGAAGUGAAUUACGAUUUAAUCCCCUCCAAAGAUGAAUUGUUGCUUACAGUAAUUAUUGAAAUUCCUGCUAAAGUUGAAUAAGUAAAAAUUGAAUUGACUCUUAAUACUAAUAAGCUGCUAAUUUUUGCAUAAAAGCAAAUACCUAAUAGCAAUAAGUUUUAACAAAUAACAUAUUAACUACAAAAUCAUAUCUUCUAAUUCUACAAGAUAUGUAAAAAAUAACGUUUUGAAAAUAAAGACGGUGUUUAUUUUAUUAAUCUAAAAAGAAUGACCAAGUAUAAUAAAAAAAAACUUGUAAAUCUAUGCAAAGAUUUUGAAACUCAGUAUUAACUAAAAUAGCUUUAUCGCGAUAGUUGA